Molecule: messenger RNA, 3033 nt
Organism: Rotaria socialis
Lineage: Eukaryota; Metazoa; Rotifera; Eurotatoria; Philodinida; Philodinidae
Source: the annotation of a GenBank genome assembly
AUGGCAUCAAGUGGUUCUAAUCAACGGACCGAUGAAAAUUCAAAACCUUCUGAAGGUGAAAAUAACCAACAAGCUGUUGCCGGUGCCGGUGAAGGACCACCGAAAACAGCAAAGCAAUUGGCAAAAGAAGCUGAAAAAGCCGAAAAAUUAAGAAAAUUUGAAGAAAAACAAAAAGCAAAAGCAUUAGCUGACGAACAGAAAAAAGCGAAAGAAUUAGCUGAAGGUGGUUCCAAGAAGAAAGCCGUCACGUGUGACAUUACUGAGUAUACCUCUCCGACAGGUGACGGUGAGAAAAAAGAUAUUCAUUGUGAAUUGCCAAAAGCUUAUAGUCCAAAAUAUGUCGAAGCAGUUUGGUAUCAUUGGUGGGAGAAAGAAGGCUUUUUUCGUCCCGAAUAUUACGAUGAACAUCCACCAUCGAAUGCUUCAACGCCACGAAAAUCGUUUUCUAUGGUUAUUCCACCACCGAAUGUUACUGGUUAUCUUCAUUUAGGUCAUGCUAUUAUGUGUACACUUGAAGAUACAAUUUCACGUUGGCAUCGUAUGUGUGGUGAAAGUGUUCUUUGGGUUCCCGGAUGUGAUCAUGCUGGUAUAGCAACACAAGUUGUCGUCGAAAAAAAACUAAUGCGUGAACAAAAUUUAUCCAGGCUUGAUUUAGGACGAGAACGAUUUUUGGAAGAAGCUUGGAAAUGGAAAAAUGAAAAGGGUGAUCAUAUCUAUGAACAAAUAAAAGCGUUGGGUUCUUCAUGUGAUUGGUCACGUAAAGUGUUCACUCUGGAUAAAGGCAUGUCCUAUGCUGUUGAAGAAGCUUUUAUUCGUCUGCAUGAAAAAAAACUAAUCUAUCGUUCAACACGAUUAGUUAAUUGGUCUUGUACACUUAAAUCAGCCAUAUCUGAUAUCGAAGUCGAAAAAACUGAAUUAAAAGGUCGAACAUUAAUUCGUGUACCUGGUUAUGAAGAGCCAGUUGAAUUCGGAAUGUUGAUUUAUUUUGCUUAUCCAGUUGAAGAUUCAAAGGAGGAAAUUAUUGUUGCAACAACUCGUCUUGAAACAAUGCUUGGUGAUACAGCAGUUGUUGUUCACCCGGACGAUGAACGUUAUAAACAUCUACAUGGUAAAUAUGUUCAACAUCCAUUUCUGCCACGUCGUUUACCAAUUUUAACCGAUACAAUGGUUGAUCCAGCGUUCGGUUCGGGCGCAGUUAAAGUUACACCAGCACAUGAUCCAAAUGAUUUCGAAUGUGGACGUCGACUCUCCUUACCAUUUAUAACAUGUAUUAAUGAUGAUGGUCUAAUGUCAUCGGAAUGUGGUCCCUAUGCUGGUAAACUACGUUUUGAUGUUCGACGUCAACUUUUAAGUGACUUGAAAGAACGUGGUCUCUAUCGUGAUGCAAAAGAAAACGAAAUGGUUAUACCAAUAUGUAGUCGAAGUAAAGAUAUUAUUGAACCUUUACUUAAACCACAAUGGUAUGUUAACUGUAAAACAAUGGCACAACGCUCAAUUGAUGCUGUUCGAUCGAAACAAUUGAAAAUUUUACCCACUAUAUUUGAACCUGUUUGGUACAAAUGGUUAGAAGACACACGUGAUUGGUGUAUAUCACGACAAUUGUGGUGGGGUCAUCGAAUACCAUCUUAUUUUGUUAGUUCAGAUGAAAUACCGGCAGGAAGUGACGUUGAUGAUCAAUAUUGGAUUAGUGCUCAUACAUCUGAGGAAGCACUUGAAAAAGCAGCUCAACGGUUUAAUAUCCCAAAAGAUAAAAUUCGCUUAAAACAAGAUGAAGAUGUUCUCGAUACAUGGUUUUCAUCGGGUAUUUUUCCAUUUUCAUCUUUUGGUUGGCCCAUGGAAACCGAUGAUUUAAAACGAUUCUUUCCAACGACAUUACUGGAAACAGGUCAUGAUAUACUUUUCUUUUGGGUCGCACGUAUGGUUAUGAUGUCAUUAGAAUUAACCGAUCGUUUACCGUUCACCGAAAUUUAUUUACAUGCUCUUAUUCGUGAUGCACAUGGACGUAAAAUGUCGAAAAGUUUGGGUAAUGUUAUUGAUCCAAUUGACGUGAUUCAUGGAAUACCGCUUGAUAAACUUCAAGAAUUAUUAAAAAGUUCUAAUCUUGACCCGAAAGAAUAUGAACGUGCACGACAAGGACAACAAGAGGAUUAUCCAAAUGGUAUUCCAGAAUGUGGCACAGAUGCAUUGCGGUUUGCUUUUUGUGCAUAUGCUAAUCAAGGUCGAGAUAUCAACUUAGAUGUUUUACGUGUUAAAGGUUAUCGACAUUUUUGUAAUAAACUUUGGAAUGCUAUUCGGUUUGCAAUGUCGAAAAACUUAGAUAUUAACGCUCCGAAUUGUUUUGAACCGCCAGCAGAAUUUAAAUUUACUGGCGCGGAAACACCAUGUGAUUUAUGGAUUUUAAGUCGAUUGAGUUAUGCUAUUGAACAAUGCGAAACUGGCUUCAAUAAUUAUCUAUUUCCUCAAGUUACAACAGCUAUUUAUAAUUUUUGGCUCUAUGACUUAUGCGAUAUCUAUAUUGAAUAUGUUAAAAAAGAUUUAUAUGCCAAAGAUCCAGAUUUAAAACGACAAGAAACUAUUAAAUUAAUUUUAUAUACAUGCCUAGAUAAUGGUUUAAGAUUGAUUGCACCUAUUAUGCCUUUUGUUUCCGAGGAACUCUAUCAACGUCUGCCAAAACCCAAUAAAGGACUCAAUGUACCACCUAGUCUGUGCGUCACACCCUAUCCGCAAGCAAGUCAAUUUAAAAAAUAUCGUAAUGAAAAUCUUGAAGCCAGUGUUGCAACUGUUGACGAAGCAAUGAAUAAAAUUCGUUCAUAUCGUUCGGCACAAAAGAUUGUUUCCAAAGAAAAAGAUGAUCUUUAUAUUCGAGCUUCGCCAUCAGCAUCCUUACUUUUUUCUGAAUAUGCCGAUCUGAUUCAGCCACUUGCUAAUAUUAAUAAUAUACAAUUCCUCAAAGAUGAACCAACAGCUGAUCAAACUGAAUACACAAGCAUUGCUACAACAAUGGAUUAUACGCUCUAUUUUAAAUCGAAAUGA